Molecule: messenger RNA, 871 nt
Organism: Salvia splendens (bonfire salvia)
Lineage: Eukaryota; Viridiplantae; Streptophyta; Magnoliopsida; Lamiales; Lamiaceae
Exons: 5
Coding region: 67-633 (188 amino acids)
Source: RefSeq, a predicted model, not a curated record
AGUUGCGGCCCGGGCCGCAACCUGCAGGGUUACAGCAGUUGGGGCCUGGGCCGCAACUGUAGAGGAAUGAUGACGUGGAGGGGACUUGGGGCCGGAAAUGGGGACGAGGUUAAUGAUGCCCUUAACACAGCAGCGUGUCCUAGCUCUCUCUCUCUCCGGCGAAUUCAGCGUCGCCUCCUUCCAACCGCCGGUUCCCCGUCACCGGCGUCGAAGUGCCUUCCUCGCCGUCUCCUUUCCCCCACACAUUCAUUCCCUAAUUCAAAACUUAAAUCCCUAAACAUCCCAUCUCUCUUUUCUUCCUCACACAUAGUUUUCAAACUCGAUGCGCCACCCUCGGCUUGGGGCCACCGUGCUUCGCCCGUGAGCCAUUGUCGGCGCUCGCCCCUCAUUUCGCUGCAGCAUCACCCCCGCUACGCCCCAGUCCAACCACCUCUGUCGGGCUGUCUGCGAUCAUUUCCCGAGCAGCAGCUAGGACACUCUGAAGCUCUCGUUGCAAGAGGGGAGAGGUUGGAGCUGGAAAAAUAUUUUCACAGAUUAUACUCCAAGGACUUAAAUGGAGAUUGCUUUCUUGUUGCAGCUCUUGCAACCUAUUGGGAUUUGGUCAAGAUUUUGAUUAGGGUUUGCAACUGUUAAGAGUGGAAGAAAAGGAUGCAGGGGCAGACUUGCCCUGAUUGGGAAAUGGAAAAGAGGGAUGGGCUUCGAAGUGGCUGAUCUUCAAGCUAUUGGGCCGAGCAUAAAAGAAUUUGGGCUCAAGAGAAAUUAGACAUAGCCAAAUACUUGUACUUUAUAUCAUUAUGGACUUGAUUGCUUAUUUGGAGUUGAAUUCCUUUGUACUAAAUGAAAUUUGAGAAUCUUAUUGAUCGAUCGUAAA